GGCGAACCGGCUUGUGCGCGGCUGCUGCUCUCGCCCGGCGCUUGGAAAGCAGCGGAGCAAGCGCCUGCGAGCGGAGGAAGCUGCUUCCAGCGCUCCCCGGGUGCAAGGGGAAGGCUCGGCCGCUCGCCAUCCCGGGGAGAGAUCUCAAUCCAGGACACGCUCGCUCUUCCCCGGAGCCGCAUCGCUCCAGACCCGUGGCACCGGCCGGAAGGACUUUGCCACCGACUCCCUGCUGCCUGCACGGGCGACUGGGUCUCUGACUCGGUGCGGGAGGCUGCCAGGAGGGGGAUCCCGAAGCAGGGAGGUCAGCACUAGGGCAUAAAGUCUAGCUCUGUGCUGCCUUGGGGCUGAGUGCUACAGGAGCCAUGCAGCUGGACAGCAUCACCAACGGGAGCAUCCACACCGUCCAGGGCCACCGGGGAGUAGCCACCAAGCCCAACGUGAUCCUGCAGAUAGGGAAGUGCAGGGCCGAGAUGCUGGAGCACGUCCGGCGGACCCACCGGCACCUCCUCACCGAGGUGUCCAAGCAGGUGGAGCGGGAGCUGAAAGGGUUGCAGAAAUCGGUGGGGAAGCUGGAGAACAACCUGGAGGACCACGUCCCCUCCACCGACAACCAGAGGUGGAAAAAGUCCAUCAAGGCCUGCCUGGCCAGGUGCCAGGAGACCAUCGCCCACCUGGAGAGGUGGGUUAAGAGGGAGAUGAAUGUCUGGCGGGAGGUGUUCUUCCGCCUGGAGAAAUGGGCCGACCGGCUGGAGUCCAUGGGGGGCAAGUACUGCCCCCCAGAGCAUGCCAGGCAGACUGUCUCAGUUGGGGUGGGUGGCCCAGAGAGCAGGCCCAGCGAGGGGGAGAUCUACGAUUAUGCCCUUGACAUGAGCCAGAUGUACGCUCUGACGUCCCCUCCUGGGGACAUAAUGAGCAUGCCCCAGCCCCAUGACUCCUACCAAUGGGUCACUGCCCCGGAGGAUGCUCCGUCUUCCCCGGUGGAGACCCAGAUCUUUGAAGAUCCCCAUGAGUUCCUGAGCCACUUGGAGGACUACCUGAAGCAGGUGGGGGGGACGGAGGAGUACUGGCUCUCCCAGAUCCAAAACCACAUGAAUGGCCCAGCUAAGAAGUGGUGGGAGUACAAGCAGGACUCUGUCAAGAACUGGGUGGAGUUCAAGAAGGAGUUUCUGCAGUAUAGUGAGGGCACUCUGACCCGGGACGCCAUCAAGCGGGAGCUGGAACUGCCCCAGAAGCAGGGGGAACCCCUGGAUGAGUUCCUCUGGCGUAAGAGAGAUCUGUACCAGACGCUCUACACUGACGCCGAGGAGGAGGAGAUUAUCCAGUACGUGGUAGGCACCCUCCGUCCCAAAUUCAAACGCUUCCUAAGUCACCCCAUGCCCAAGACCUUAGAGCAGCUGAUCCAGAGGGGGAAGGAAGUCCUAAGCGACUUCGACCAGUCAGAAGACCCGACCCCCCAGAGAACCCCUGAGCAUCAGCCAGGGGACUCGGUUGAUAGCUUGCCCCCCUCAACCACGGCUAGCCCCAUUGCUAGCGACGAGACGCAGCCCGAGCCCCCUAGCCCGCCAACUACAGUGAUAUGAGUGAGGAUCGCUACGGGAUUGGCCUGUAUUAUGCCGAGGUGUGGAGGGGGCUGAUUUAGGACGCUUCUCCUUCGCGAGAGGUUCUGGCUGUGGCCAGUUCUGGCUGGACUCAGUCCACAAUGGUCCUCGGCGGAGGAAUACAUUUUGUUAACGGAGGGGCCACCUGAGAACGUAGCUGCCCACCUCACCCCAGGGUGCAAGGCUGAGGAGGCUAUUUGAACUGCUGUGGGGUGGAUAGUUUUAUGAUGCUCUUGGUAGGAAGCUAGAUAGUUCCCCACUGCAGAAGCAACCACCCUGUGUUGGUGCUUUUCAAGGACCUGAAACAGGUGCAGCUGUUGACCAAGGGUUCCACCUACCUACCAGUCUCUUACAUCUUCCAGAGUGGGGUUCCCCCCUCCUGGGGAGUCUGUUUUGACUUUUGCCCAUCUCUGCCUUAUUGACAGGGCUUUGUCCAGCUCAAGGGGAAGCCACUGGCUUCUCCUUCCCUCGCAACCUCCCACCAAAGCUUCCAGGCAGACUUUUUUUUUUUUUUCCAAGUUCAUCGUUGUUCAGGAGAGCUCCUAGAACUGCAGCCAAUGGCAGCUUUAAGGGGCUUGAUCCAUCUUUACCACCUGAUGUUGCAUCUCAGUUUUCCUCCAAGUGGUUCUCUCCCUUUCUCCGCUCCUGCUCUUCCCUGGGUGCCCCGUGUCCACUGGACUGGGGCGCAACGAAACCUUUGUUCCUCACUGGGUUAGCCUUCUCUAUCUGAUUCAGGACCAGGCAGGUUAGAGAUCUUUCUACUUGGGGGCCCAUGAGAUGGGGCAAUCAGGCCAAGGCACUGAAGUUGUACAUGGGAAAGCUCCUAAUUUUUUAAAAAUCAAAUAAGCACACCCUGAGGUCAGAGCAAAGAUUCCCCAAGCAGCAAAGUGAUGCUCCUCCCUUGGAGAUGCCGCAGCAGGAGGACGUCAGCACCUGUGGGACUGUAGGACUUUGAUUCUGUGAGACUUUGCCAUGGAAAGCAGAAACAAAGUUGUGAGGCGCUACGGGGGGCGUGUCUCAGACCCUGCAAAGAAGACUCCUUGACAGCAGAUGGACACACGCGUUGCUUUCGGGAGGUCUGAUGCCCUUGGCAUGGGCAGGCCGAUGGCUGACGUGUGCCAAAUACUGACAGACUUUCUAAAAUUAGCCCCUUUGCUCCCAGCUGAAGCCGGACCUGGGCUCUGUGCUACUUUUCCACGGUCAGUAUUAAAGACCAGAAUGGGCAGCACUUUGACUAACGCAUGAAGAUGGCACUGAGGACGCUUGGACCUUCGAGGCUCUGGAUCGGCACCGCAGGCCCGGCUCAGACACUGAGGAAAGCUUUUCCGGGGGCGUGUUAACAACCGUGCCGCAUGCUAUCCCUGGCAGCACUUCAGCAACCUGCCAGCAUCCAUCACCUGAUUGAAAAGGCAGGAUCAGCACACGAGAGAAACUGCAAGAGGGAGCUGGAAUUUCCCUGGGACGUGGCAGCUGCAAAACCUUUGGGGGCGAUUCCUUCCCGGAGGCUGAAGUGACUCGCCCAGACCCUCCUCUGAGGAGAAUUCGCUUCAGGUUGCUCAGAGCACAGACAGAAAGCCUGGAAUUCCCAGGAGGCAGGAAGGGGUCGGACUUCACAGCCACCAGUGUGCUUCACCUGCAGCCCCGAGGGACAACAGCCAGGCCAGGGAUUUCUGUUCAGAGGAGAGCCUCAGUUUCCAUGGGGAAGAACAAGAGAGCUCCGCGCUCCCAGAAGAGCCGCCUUCUGGGGGAAGAGGGGAUGCGAGGAAAAUGCUUCUUUAAAGACACAACGCGGGAGAGACGAAGAGGGAGCUACGUCAGCUGAGCAAUAAAGCUCCAAGACUUUUCUGGUCAAAGCUGGGCCAAGCUCCACAGAGCCAAGGCGAACGUGGGCAUGAAGGAACAAGACCGUGCUUGGACUUUGGGGACACGCCAGGAUGCUGGGGUUGUGCUGUAGCUAAGCGAUACUCCUUGCUGAUUUCGGUGUAACUGCACCCAGGGAACUGGCGGCUAACAGGGGCGGAUCAAAGCUUGGUUGUGAACUAAAAUGCUCUUCUGACAAUCUGCCAAAAACCGCCCAUCCAGGCAACCCUCCUGGUUGUUAAUACUGUCACUCAUUGGAGCUGGUAGUUUCAUUUCAUUGCAGGCAGUCCUGGUCAAAUGUUAAUAGCUUUGGAGGUUCAGAGAAGCAUCAGGGAAGCCAGGUGCUUGUCUGAACCAUAAUCACCACUAGAGUGGGGUUUCUUGUGCAGCUUUGGUGCUUUCGUUUCCAGCCAGAACCAGGAAGUGUCCUAGAGUGUGAGAAACCGGAAUGUGAGUGAAAUUGACCAAACUUUUUGAACUUCAAGAAAGUUUGGGUUCACGCCUUGGGUGGAAGGGCUGGGUCAGUUCUUAUUUCUUCCAGAUCCAUUUGUGUGUGUGUGUGUGUGUUGAGCUACCAAAUGCCAAUAACCAAAAUCUGCAGCAUUUUGUAACAUUUAACUGAGCUGGUGAGAUCCGAUGCACACUCCAGUGAUCAGUCACCAAACAUAUCCAGGGACCAGAUUAUGUGGGUGCCACAGAAUGCCUGCAACUAGGUAGACUGCAGAAGUGGGGGGGAAAAAACCCUCUGAUUUGCACUGCUCAAGGUGAAGACUUUCAGGGAUCCUCCACUAUCCACUAGCACUGUCUUUGGGCCUUUUCUUUUCUAGAAUGUUUAGUCUCACUUUGUUAAAUAAAGCUGAUUGAAACAUGGCACCUUUUGGUCCUGGGAUUUUUUUUUUCACCUGACUUUUUGGAGUAUGCAGAGCUGGAUCUCAGGUACUGGUUUUAUCUCACUGGUUGCUCCUAGCCAUUUGGAGCUUAACUUGUAGCACCCUGGUUUACAGAAUCAUCUUCUCUUGAAAGGACUGAUCAUCUGUCUGUCCCAGGGCAGACUGAGGUGUGUGAGCUGGGGUGAGUGGUGAAAACCGAAACAGAUUUCAAUGACUAUCGUUUUCUGAGAAUUUUACAUGUAAGCCUGACAAAGCUGCUACAUAGAUUUAUUUUUACUAUAGAUCUUAUUAAUUCAUAUGCUGUUGUACAAAGGGUGACCGUAAGGAAUUGUUACCAGUCCCCAUCAUUGGGUUGAAAGCCAAAGGUCUUUGCGCGAUGAAAUAACUUAACUUAGUUCUGACUGUAUCAUGGGACAGGUUGGAGUUACUGGAAUCUGUCAGUAGAACAACGCCACAGUCUGUCUGCCGCUGUCGCAAAGUUUGUGCUUCGGAAAGAGCCUUUUGUAGAUUUAUAGAAUAAAACACUGAAACAUCUGCUUACAGCUGUCUGCUUCUUGCUCUCCAUUCUU
Pelodiscus sinensis (Chinese soft-shelled turtle) is the source of this 4920-nucleotide messenger RNA. RefSeq names its product activity regulated cytoskeleton associated protein (gene ARC). The record is from RefSeq and is a predicted model, not a curated record. Gene Ontology annotation, molecular function: mRNA binding. Gene Ontology annotation, cellular component: cytoplasm; actin cytoskeleton; plasma membrane. Gene Ontology annotation, biological process: regulation of long-term synaptic potentiation; cytoskeleton organization; regulation of neuronal synaptic plasticity. Lineage: Eukaryota; Metazoa; Chordata; Testudines; Trionychidae.